Molecule: messenger RNA, 1206 nt
Organism: Ipomoea nil (Japanese morning glory)
Lineage: Eukaryota; Viridiplantae; Streptophyta; Magnoliopsida; Solanales; Convolvulaceae
Exons: 5
Coding region: 1-1206 (401 amino acids)
Source: RefSeq, a predicted model, not a curated record
AUGGACGAGGAGUUCGAAGCUUUGCACCGCAACAAUACGUUGUCUCUAGUCCCGCGUGGCGGUAGGGUUCCAAUCGACUGUAAAUGGGCUUACCAGGUCAAGCGCAAAUCGAAUGGUUCAGUUGAUCGAUACAAGGCACGCCUUGUGGCCAAAGGGUUCUUACAGAUAGUUGGCCGAGAUUACUUUGAAACAUAUGGCCCGGUUAUGAAACCGGCCACUAUCCGGUUGGUCCUAACCAUUGCGUUAAGUAACCGCUGGGGUUUGCGCCAGUUGGAUAUCAAUAACGCUUUCCUGCAUGGCACGCUGCAUGAGGAAGUUUAUAUGGAGCAGCCGCCCAGAUAUGUUGAUCCACUAUACCCUACUCAUGUUUGCAGGUUAACUAAAGUUCUGUAUGGCCUUAAAUAUGCCCCAGAGCCUGUCUACGUGGAUGAUAUUUUGUUGACAAGCAAUAAUGUCACCGGGCUUAAUCGUUUUGUGAAGAUUCUGUCAGCCCAGUUUGCUCUGAAGGAUCUCGGUACACUCCAUCAUUUCUUGGGUGUCAAGGUCAUCUCUACUGUUGAUGGCACAGAUCAUGUGUUAAUGGUACUGCAGUGCUAUCAGAUCGACGGCUCUGUUGGCGGACUGAACCGUGCAUGUCAUAGCAAUCUUCAAGCGAAGCUUCAGCUGUACCAGGGGUGUUACAAUGUGUUCCUGUCACAAAGCCAGUAUAUCACUGAUAUACUAACACAGUUCAAAACGGAUGGUGCAAAGGAUGUUUCAACACCACUGGCUGUUUUAGAAAAAUUAGUGCCACUACAGUCUCCUGACUCUGCCGUGGAUGCUACGCAGUUUCGUCGCUUGGUAGGUCUUAUGCAGUACUUUGUAAUCACCGGGCCAGAUGUGGCGUUUGUGGUCAAUCGUCUCUCUCAAUUUAUGCAUGCGCCUUCGGAGCUACACUGGCAAGCUGCUAAAAGACUACUUCGUUAUCUCAAAGGGACUAUUUGUCACGGCCUGUUCCUUCGCGCUGGUCAACCUUUGUUGCUGCGUGUAUAUACCGACUCCAAUUGGGGCGGAUGCGACACUGUUGGACGCUCGACUACGACGUACUUGGUGUAUCUAGGCGACAACCUUAUUUCCUGGAAGUCCUCACGGCAGAAUUCGGUUUCUCGUUCAUCAAUAGAAGCUGAGUAUCAGGCCAUAGCUAAUGCAGCAGCGGAGGUCCUCUAG